Molecule: messenger RNA, 1974 nt
Organism: Apis cerana (Asiatic honeybee)
Lineage: Eukaryota; Metazoa; Arthropoda; Insecta; Hymenoptera; Apidae
Gene: Snup
Product: snurportin-1
Biological process (GO): snRNA import into nucleus
Cellular component (GO): cytoplasm; nucleus
Source: RefSeq, a predicted model, not a curated record
ACCUGUAAAUAAAUUUUGCAUUUAAAAAAAUUUUGUACUUAAAUUGAUAUAAUUAUUUAAAAAUAAAUGAAGAAAAUAGAUUGAAAUUAGUAACUUUAUUGAUUUAUAUAUAUUUAAUUUAUAUAUAAUUUAUAUAUAAAAUUUAUUUUUAUAAAAUUUUAAAUUCUAAUUUUUCUAUGUAUUUUUCCUAAACUAUACUUCAUUAAAUUAUGAAUUUUAUUUGUUAUAAGUUGAUUUGUUUAUUAUAAGUGAUAAAUAUUACAACACUCUUUAGCUAAAAUAUAUUGAAUGAUUUUUCAUAUUUGCUUUAAUUAAAUACCUAUGUAGUUAAAUAAUGCAGUUUUAUCUUAUAUAUACUUUCUAGUGGAUCUAUGCAGACAUUUUUGCGAUCGGAUCUGAUAAGUCCAUUGAAACGUGCUGUCAAUAUAACACGUUGUUGUAUAACAUAGAAAAAUCUAGUCAUUGAAAUAUUUAUUGGUUAUAUUAAUAAAAAAAUAAACAUAUACAAAAAAAAACUACUAAUAUAAUACAUGAAUGAUAGUUAACUACUUGCAUGCGUAAAAAUGCAUUAAAUAUACAAUAACAUAAGUAUAUUUUUAUAACGAAUAAAAUGUAUAAGAUCAUUUGUUAUUAAAUCUCAUUUGAAUUUAUCAUAAAAAAUAUUAUUAUCAUCAUAAAUAAUAAAAUAUUAAUAUCAUUAUAAAAAGUUCUAUAUAAUAUCAAUACAAUUAUGGCAACUGAGAUGAAAGAUAAUUUAAUAGGUAUACAUGAAAAAGAAAAUAGUAAUCCACGUGCUAUAUUUUACAAAAAACCUAUUAAAAAAGACAAUUAUAAUUUAGAUGUGGAUAAUAUUGAUACUUCUCAAGAAAUAAGACGCCGACGGUUAUUACAAUUUCAAAAAAAAUGUAGAGACAUAGCAUUUAAUGUUGGAAGAGGAAUAUUGGAAGAAGCAUUUAACUCUGAAGAAGAUGAAUGUGAAGAGGAAUUAGAAAUUGAGGAAACGAAUAAAAAAGGCUAUCACUCUUUUAAACGCCAAUUUAAUCAAACAAAAUAUUAUGCAAAUCAAUUAAUGAUGUCUGAAUGGAUGUUGGAAGUACCUCAAGAUCUUUUAGGAAAAUGGAUUAUAGUUCCUUGUCCUCAAGGAAAAAGAACUUUAGUUGUUGCAUGUAAAGGUAUAACUAAAGCAUAUAAUAAACGAGGUAAUCGUCUUGGUAAAUUCUAUUCUGCACUUCCUGGUGGUAAUCCAUCUGAACAUAGAAGUAGUUGUACCAUUGUUGAUUGUUUGUGGAUAAAACAACAAAAGAUAUAUUAUAUUUUAGAUGUACUUGCAUGGUCUAAUCAAUCAUUGAUGAAUUGUGAUACUGAAUUUAGAUUUUUUUGGUUAAAGUCAAAAUUACAAGAAAUAGAAGAAUUACACAAAAGGAAUACAUAUAAAAAUAGUUUUCCCAUGUUAUCUUUACCAAAUAUCAGUUGUGAUACUGAUAUAAGUUUAUCAUUAGCAAAUCUUCCAAAUUUAUAUCCCUUAGAUGGUUUACUAUUUUAUCAUAAAGAUGGACAAUAUACUAAAGGCCGUACUCCACUUGUAACAUGGUUAAAACCUUUUAUGUUAUCGGAAGUACUUGGUGUUUCUGUACCACCACCACUUGACGAACAACCUGAUGGGUAUAUAGAUUUUGUACAUUACAUUCUUAAUUGUCGUGCUAAAAAAAGAAAAGAAGAAUCAGAAAGUCAAAUGGAUAUUGCAGAUGAGAAUUCCUAAAAUUUUACUUUAUUUUAUUUAUAUAAACGAACUUCUUAAGGAAGUGAAUUAUAAUUGACAUAUUGAAGAUGUUAAUAAUACUUAUAUUUUAUGAAUGUAACUUUUGUGUUGUACAAAUUUACUAAUAAUAGUAUUUGAAAUUUAACAUUAAUAUUUUAUACAAUCUGUGAUAUUUAAAAAAAUUAUACCAAAUCCAAAUAAAUUUAUAAAACAUA